Messenger RNA from Tetrahymena thermophila SB210, 642 nucleotides. Its product is annotated as tetratricopeptide repeat protein. The transcript has 2 exons. The record is from RefSeq and is a predicted model, not a curated record. NCBI's taxonomy places the organism in Eukaryota, Ciliophora, Oligohymenophorea, Hymenostomatida, Tetrahymenidae.
AUGGAACUAAAUGUUUAAAAAAUAAAUUAUUUACUAAAGAAUUCACUAGAGUCAUAUAAAGCGGUUGAAAAAAUAAUUAAAAAUAAUAAUUUAUUAUUCUCGCAAGUAUUUUAAGUGUUUUUAUAGCAAGAAAUACUUGAAAUUCUCAUAUUUUUAGGAAAUAUUUAAGAAGUAUUUUAAUAAUUUGAGAAUAUUAAUUUUAUUUUAGAGUAAUAAGAAAAUUUUAAAUAAAAUCAUUUUUAGUUUUUCCUUUGUUAAUCUUAUUAAAAUCAAUCCAAAAACCUUACAGAAGAAAACUCUUUUAACAAAAUUAAAUGCACAGCUAAUGGAGAAGUAAAUAUAAUCAAUUAAAUUUACGAAAUUUAAAAGAGUAGAUAGAAGUUCUUGAGAGGAUUGAUAGAGAUUAAACAAUAUAACUACAGAGAGGCUAUUGAAUAGUUUACUUUGUUUAUUGAGGAGGGAUCUUAUUACAGUUGUCAAUUAAGAAGGAAAGCAAUUCAUCACCUUAAUUAGCUAUUUAUGAUAGAAUUUAAUAAAUAAAUAGAUUUGAAGAAAAUUUAUUUGGAUUAAAAAGCUUGUAUUCCAUAUGAUAUAACAAUAAUAAUAUAGCUGGAAUAUUAGAAAUUUUUUUAGGAAAUAUGA